AACCCUUGGGGCCCCAAUAGUGAGUUCUUCCAACUAUAUAAACCUCCUCAAACCAUUCAUCAAACUUACCAACUCCAGCAAGCCAUUUCUUGAGCUUCAAGCUUACGUGUUGUCGAGAAGCUCAGUUCUUCAAAUCCUUCGAUUCUUUUAGAUUUCAAGACAGAAAAUGAGCAGGGAUGGAGACUGGAUGUGUGCUGCAUGCCAACACCUAAAUUUCAAGAAACGGGAUGCAUGCCAACGAUGUAGCUGCCCAAAAUAUGCAACACCGUCUGAUGUUGCCAUGUAUGGACUAAACAAAACUGAAGUCUUGGCUGGUGACUGGUAUUGCAGCGGUUUGAACUGUGGUUCUCACAACUACGCAAGCAGAACAAGCUGCUAUCGAUGUGGUGCCUCAAAAAGUGAUUAUUAUGGUAUUGGGGCCGGAAUGAUGGCACCGGCAGGUUAUGGAUAUGAUUCAAGUGCUCUUCCUGGUUGGAAGAGUGGUGAUUGGAUUUGCAGCAGAUUAGGAUGUGGUAUGCACAACUACGCCAGUAGAGCAGAAUGUUAUAAGUGCAAGACACCUAGGGAAUUCGGUGAGCCAUCUUCCUUCUGAUUCUGGAGGUGACAUGAGAGAAAGUGAAUUAUAUUGAGGGACGCUGUGACAUUAAGUUCCUAUUGAAGAUUCAACCUUCAAACAACCCUUCUUCGUCUUUUCUCCCUUGCUUUUAGUUUUUCUUUUCUUCUUUCUUUAGAUUAGUUUCUUGAAGAAGGGUUUAAUUUCUAACUGCAUUGUAACUGUGCAAGUGUUCUAAUGAAGAAGUUCCUUCAGAUUUUCCGUU
This is a messenger RNA of Solanum dulcamara, 818 nucleotides long. RefSeq lists its product as uncharacterized. The transcript is spliced from 4 exons. The record is from RefSeq and is a predicted model, not a curated record. Gene Ontology annotation, cellular component: cytoplasm. NCBI's taxonomy places the organism in Eukaryota, Viridiplantae, Streptophyta, Magnoliopsida, Solanales, Solanaceae. Gene Ontology annotation, molecular function: mRNA binding. The coding region runs from base 167 to 592 and encodes 141 amino acids.